Messenger RNA from Synchiropus splendidus (mandarinfish), 5082 nucleotides. RefSeq names its product N-alpha-acetyltransferase 10, NatA catalytic subuni (gene naa10). Gene Ontology annotation, cellular component: NatA complex. Gene Ontology annotation, biological process: N-terminal peptidyl-glutamic acid acetylation. The transcript is spliced from 10 exons. The record is from RefSeq and is a predicted model, not a curated record. Gene Ontology annotation, molecular function: protein N-terminal-serine acetyltransferase activity; protein-N-terminal-glutamate acetyltransferase activity. Lineage: Eukaryota; Metazoa; Chordata; Actinopteri; Syngnathiformes; Callionymidae. Bases 4318 to 4965 code for a protein of 215 amino acids.
UUUUCCACGCGUUCUUUCGUCACAUUUUCCCCAAGUAAAACAAGCGAUGGAAAAUGGACGACGUUUUUUGGUGGACUGCUCAUCGUGGUGGUGCUGUAAACCUUGGAGACAGCAGUGAUGACCUUGGAACUGGAUGAACCUUCCCGUGUGCAUCAUCCUCACGUGACUAAGCAAGUAAAGCAGCAAGAAGAGCAAGUGGAUCAUCAGCGGAUGUGUGACAUUCAUGAAGUGUGAUUCAAGAUUGCCUGGAGCGCGUCGGAGCAGUCGGUGACUGCGAAGCCUUCAGACGUCGACCGUGCUGUGAAGGUCCAGGUCAACACGGCGAGUGUCUCCAAAGACCAGGAAGAUCCCGAGUCCCACGGUGUUGAUGAGGGUGAUGAGGGAGAAGACCAUGGCCCAUGACGACGUGACCUCUAUCAGGUAACCGGAGAAGGAGACGGUCAGCAGCCCUGUGGGGGGAGUGAUGUGAGCGGCAGACCAGCAACAGCAACACCUUGUGUCGGUUUACUGACCCAUGAAGGCUCCCAGCAUGUUCAUGAACCCUGGCGGGGAACAGACACACACCUCUGAGCACAGAGGACGACUGAACGGUGGCUUCAGGACUCACCAUAGAGGGCGCCAGCACACGAGGGAGUCAGGUCCUGAACGUUGACGGAUGUCCCACUGAGACCAAAGCACCCGUCAACACACAACACCGUCGACGUCCUAACAGCCGUCCUGCACUCACCAGCUGGAGAAGGUGGAGGCGCUCACUGCGAUGGUCACGUAAGUGACGGCGGCGGUGAUGGAAGUGGUGCCGGACAGCAGCACCAGGAACAGACUGGACACGGCCAUGGCUAUGAACUGAGCAGGUCAGUGGUUUGUCACACUGCUGUCACACGGCGGGCUGAGCUCACACACUCACCUGCAUCACCUUCCUGACGGUGGAGAGGCUGUGUCCUGCAGGAGCACGUGUUCAUGAGUCAGCAGCAGCAGCACACACACACACACACACACACACACGCGCACACCUCUGCUGAGGAGGACACCGGACAUCCACCCGGAACACAGCACCACGGGGAUGGCCACCAGCCAGGGGACCACGUUGUAGAUGGAACCCUAACAAGAUGAGAGCAGCGCUCAGAAGCAUGUCCAGGCUCCACAUCAAGGCUCUCCUUGUGUCAUGUGAAGGACGGCGAGGGCAAGUUGGACGGGAACGUACGCUCUCCAUGGGGAAGGUUUCGUCAAAGUAGGUGGGCAACCACGACAGCAGCAUGUAGGAGGAGCUAGACAUGCAGGUGUGAGCCAGGACCAGGGACCUGUAGGCAGGAGGACAUCAGCAUCUGGGAGGUCAGAGGCGAGAAGACACGAGGCCAAGAGGAGGAAGAGCUGACCAGACAGACGGUUUCUGGCAGAGACUCAGCCAGCGAGUCCUGGACAUGGUCCCCUGGGGCUUCUUCUGGACCACAACCUUCUCAUCUGUCAGAGGAGAGAGGGCAGAGCUAGCAAACACUGUUGACCCAGGGAAGCGUGUCGAAGGUUCUCGUCACCUCUCAGCAGGAAGUUGGAGACCACGAGCGCCCAGAGGCCUGACAUGGCGCCGACACUGUAGAACAGGAGCUCCCAGCUGUAGAGCUCCAGCAGCACGGAGCCCAGGCCCCCGGCGAGCAGGGUGCUGCAGGAGGGACACCUGUCAGUGUGUGUAUGAGAGUGUGUGUGUUGAGGGUGGACUGACCCCAGGUACGUCCCACUGUGGAUGGCGCUCAUCAGACUCCCGCGCUCGGCUUCCAGGACUCUCUGAGAACACAAGCUGGCCAGAGAUGGGAAGAAGACCCCUGAGUGGACGAGAGGGCACACGGUCACCGUCUCUGGUUUGGUCCCACGCGUGCAGGCCCAGCGUCUGACCUUGCAGCAGCCCCAUCAAGAACCUGGCCAGGGUCAUCGAGAGGACGGAGUGAGAGCUGAGCCGCGACAGCAGAGGCGUCACCAUGGUGACCGUCGACCACAAGGCCGCAGAGAGCACCAGCACUCUCUCUCCCCCGACUCUGCACACACAACACUGGCAUGAGUGGUUGCACGGGUCGGAGCGGACGUCAACCUUUCGCCCCAUGAACUUUGACCCUGAUAUGUGUCCCGUUCUUCACGGCAGGAAUUCCAUAUUUUUAACAGUCCUCAAUUGAAGCUUGGAGCCGAGGCGUUCCCCAGCCGGAGUGCAGGUGUUACCUGUGCCACACAGCUGGUGGCGCUGAAGAGAGCGUGACAGGCGGCUCUUACUUGUCGCUGGCGUGUCCCCCUAAUAUCUGUGUGAAGCAGUAGCCCCAGAAGAACCCGCCCAAAACCAGCCCGGUGUCAAUCUUGGACCAGUGGAACGCGGUUGCCAUGGAGACGGCACAGACCGGCAUGGCCAUCCUGGCGCAGUAGAGGAGGCAGGUCCCGCAGAACAAGGACACGAACCAGAACCGGGCCUCGGACCUGCAGAGAGGAAGGACAGGAUGGAAGAUGGUGAGGAGCGACACCUGGAGCCAGAGGCGAGGAACUGACGGGGGGUUCUGGGGUGCAGCAGGUCCCUCACUCAACUCAAGUCUGAUUCUGGGUCACGUGUGUCUGAUCUGACCUUCAGAGUCCUCUCACAAACAAGGAUGUUGACCGAGUAGAGCGCCGUGUAAACCUGAGGUCAUGUGACCUUCCUGCUGUUGAACGUUCCUGUCAUCAUACGUUGAAGCUCUGGUCUUGAAAAGGCUCACUGUUCCUUCACAAUGUGGCGUUGAUUGUGGUUCUCUGGGUCGAAGUGUCCUUUGAAGUCAAAUGACUCCAGGUUCCUGUCUUCUCUUGCUCGUCCCAACUCGCUUUAGUCUGUUGCGGAGCUCUAACACUGCAGUGCGUCGAGGCAGUCUCGUCACAGUGCAAACGAGCAGAUCACCAGGGGAUGAGCGUCUCACCUGGACCAGUGACGCUGCCUCUCCACGUCGCCCCCGAGCUGCCCUGGAGCUUCCUCGUCCUCCGGGACCUCCAUCCAGAACUGCAGCCUGCUCUGUUUCCUGUGUCACCUUUGUCUUCAUCGUCCUCCCCCAAUCAGGACGAGCUCAGCAGGUCCAACUUGUCUCGACGUCUCCCUCUUCCUGAAGAAUGUUAUAAUUGCUGCCACCAGCCUGAGGUUCCACAGAGGGAUCCCGACUUGUAACAGCAAGUUUCUCAAUCCGUGUCAGAAGGCUGCUCCAUCAGGCGGCAACUGAAGUCGCGUCAUCGAGUUCGACUCGAGUGAACAUUUGAGAUCCAAGCCACUUUUGAUGUGAUAAAGCGUGGAGGACAUGAGGUUUACAAGACACACACUCCCGCCUCUGACACACACGAGUGUUGACUUAGGCAUCGUGCAGGUGUCACCUGAUGCGGUGGAAGCCUUCACUUGACUUCUCUCUUGCUGGGUUGGACUCAUUGUCUCUCCUGAAGUGUCAUGUGUCCCACACUUGUGAGGAGGCGUGUCAUCUCUGCUGAGUGGACGGUAUCACCCGGGGCUGCGCCAGCACCACAGCUCUUCAUUCCUUCUUAAACUCUUCAGGAAGGUUUACUCGCAUCCGUCCGGCCCACAUAUUUCAGUAUCAUACGUGCAACCUUUUGAAGUCUUGUCUUCCCUCAUCUGCACAGGGCAGUCCACUCCUUGGCUGUUUUUGGAUGGUCCAAUAUGUUGGUGGUUAAAAAUCACAGUCAGUUAAUUGUUUUAGUGUAAUACAUUGAAUUAGUUCACAGUAAAAAAAAGGAUUUUAUUCAGUGAUUCGGGCCGAAUGCAAAUCUCAAACAUUAACUUCUGUGGCUGUGCGCUCUGAGCGCGGAACGCUGGCACCAUCGGUGGCUCCGUCGCUGUCAUAUGGAAUAGAUGUGUAUUUUUUUUUGUUACAAUAAGACGCUAUAAAGUUGAUUAUUCAUAGUGAUUCAGUCACGUGGUCCAGACGAAUCGAACCAAGACAAUAAUUACGAUGUUAUUUGUCAUAGGUCUAUGACUAUUUUUACAUAUAUUGACAGUAAAAGUGAGACGAUUGCAGAACACGGAAGAAAGAAAACAAUUAAAGUGCAUGUUUAAGGAAUAAACAAACGCAUGUAUUUUGUAUAUUUUUUCAAUAGCGCGUUUCCCGACUUUUACUUGGAAGUCCGACCCGGCCACCGGAAAUCCGUGCCUUUAGUUUGGAAGCCGCUCGUCCACUUCCGUCACCGCUCGAGCGCACCUUAGCUUGUUAGCUUGCACACAUAUGGUUUACCAACAGCACCCGAGACAUAUUAUGCUUUAACGUAUCAAGUAUUGUGCCUAUUUAUUGCCGUUGUGAUUUAUACAGAAGAGCUGUGAGGAUGAACAUCAGAAACGCCAGGCCCGAAGAUCUGAUGAACAUGCAGCACUGCAACCUGCUCUGUCUGCCCGAGAACUACCAGAUGAAGUACUACUUCUACCACGGACUGUCGUGGCCUCAGCUCUCCUACAUUGCUGAAGAUGAAAACGGGAAAAUAGUGGGCUACGUGUUGGCCAAGAUGGAGGAGGAUCCAGAUGAUGUUCCUCACGGCCACAUCACGUCCCUGGCUGUGAAGCGCUCGCACAGACGCCUGGGUCUGGCGCAGAAGCUGAUGGACCAGGCGAGCCGGGCCAUGAUCGAGAACUUCAACGCUAAAUAUGUCUCUCUGCACGUGCGCAAAAGCAACCGAGCGGCUCUGCACUUGUACUCCAACACGCUCAAGUUCCAGAUCAGCGAGGUGGAGCCCAAAUACUACGCAGAUGGGGAGGACGCAUACGCCAUGAAGAGAGACCUGGCCCAAAUGGCUGAUGAGCUGAGGAAGCCCGGAGGGCGAGUCCCGGGGCAGGAGGCGCCGUCGGGCCACAGCGUGACAGCCUCCGGCGACCACGAGAACGAGAGAGACAGUGGAGGAGAGAGCAAGGAGCUGAGCGAAGUGAGCGAGGCCACCGAGAGCACGGACGUUAAAGAUUCUUCCUCCGACUCACAAUGACACUUCACAUUCUCCACUUCUGCUUUUUUUAAACUCCCGUCAUCAUUUGUGCGACCGCGCCGAGGACGGUCUCCGGCGCUCAGAACACUGAAAUCUGAAAUAAAUCUGGCGACUAUU